Messenger RNA from Puccinia graminis f. sp. tritici CRL 75-36-700-3, 969 nucleotides. RefSeq names its product maf-like protein. Gene Ontology annotation, molecular function: nucleoside triphosphate diphosphatase activity. NCBI's taxonomy places the organism in Eukaryota, Fungi, Basidiomycota, Pucciniomycetes, Pucciniales, Pucciniaceae. The transcript is spliced from 5 exons. The record is from RefSeq and is a predicted model, not a curated record. The coding region runs from base 65 to 844 and encodes 259 amino acids.
GUGCUGCAGUAUUUCGAUAGCUGUACAUGGUGCUCCUGAUCUCGCUCGGCAGGCCAACCUUCCCAUGAUGACCUCUCAUCCGAACAUUAGCCCGUUCUCCGGCGAAGCAUCGAUCCUUGCCGAGAGGGCACUCAAGCUCCCUCUAUACACGAAGCUCACCCGGAAACGCCUCGUUCUUGCCUCUUCCUCACCCAGGCGUCUCAAGAUUCUGCGUGAUAUCGGUAUUAAUCCGGAAGUCAUUCCCUCGAGAUUUGAAGAAAACCUCGAUCAUUCAUCCUUUGAAGAUCCUGAAUUUCCCGAAGGAAAAGGUCUUCGCUAUGCGGCUGCUACCGCGUCUGAGAAGGCCAUCGAUGUUUACACUCGCCUCGUGGUGACAUCACCAGAUCAUCCCCCAGACCUGGUGAUCGCGGCAGACACCGUCCUUCAGACCUUCUUUCCCGGUCCAGGCGAGCUUCCUAAGAUCCUCGAAAAACCAGACUCUCCGGCAGAUCAACUCUCUAUGCUCGAGGAGCUGAUGAACGCCCCUCCCGAGACUCGAGUCUCAGCUGUCACCGGUGUCGCUAUAGUUUAUCCCACUCUGGCGAGUCCAGGCUAUACAGUUAAGACUCUAGGCGAAACUAGUAGAUUGUGGUUUGGUGAUGUCGGCAGGGAGAGCCUUGUAGCCUAUGUAUCCCAGGGGGAAGGGAUUGAUCGAGCCGGUGGAAUUUCUAUUGAAGGCGUCGGUUCACAACUGAUUCGAAGAAUAGAUGGUGAUUGGAACAAUGUUGUAGGAUUUCCGGCUUUUGCAUUUGUUCAAUUCCUCAAGAAGGUGAUGGCAGAAGACAGUGAUUUCUUAGAUGAUUAAGUUGUUGCUGAUUUGUUUAAAAUGAGCUCUCAUGCCAACUUACAAGAGAACGGGUUGGACUAUUUGUUAGCAAUUAAGAAUUAAGUAACAAACUUGAGCAAGAGAGGUUUGGUACAGAUGUCCAA